Molecule: messenger RNA, 561 nt
Organism: Racocetra persica
Lineage: Eukaryota; Fungi; Glomeromycota; Glomeromycetes; Diversisporales; Gigasporaceae
Source: the annotation of a GenBank genome assembly
AAACACAAGAGCCUUGAGAUGUUGUUCAUGAAUUAUACACAAUCUGAAUAUGUAUUGCGAUUACAAUUGAACUGCCGUAUUAUGGUCAUUCAGAAUUACUCAGAAUCAGUUGUCAAUGGAUCAUCAGGGGUGUUCAUUGGGUGGUUGACCAAGAUCCAAUCACAGAAGGAAAAAGGGGAUCCUGUGAUAAGAGUAAAAAGAGAAUGCAAAUAUCGUAAUCUUGAUAUCGAUAACAGAGAAAGGUAUUUUGACCACGACAUGAUUAUUCGACUUGACGAUACCGAGGAAGAAGUUAUGAUCGGUAUCUGUGAAAUGACCAAAGAGGAUGAUAAUGAGAAGAAAUACAUACGAAAACAAUUUCCAGUGAUACUAUUUUACGCAAUGAUGGUACAUAAAUCCCAAAGCACUACUUUAAAACGAGCGGUAGUUGAUCUACGAGAUUGUAGCCAGAAACUCGCAUAUACCGCAAUUUCACGGGUCAGUACACAUGAUUCAUUAGGAGUAUUAAAUUUAACACAAACUGUCUAUGAUCGCUUAACGAGAACAACAAAAGAAGAUCAG